This is a messenger RNA of Rhinichthys klamathensis goyatoka, 4366 nucleotides long. RefSeq names its product MIB E3 ubiquitin protein ligase 1 (gene mib1). NCBI's taxonomy places the organism in Eukaryota, Metazoa, Chordata, Actinopteri, Cypriniformes, Leuciscidae. Gene Ontology annotation, cellular component: cytoplasm. The record is from RefSeq and is a predicted model, not a curated record. Gene Ontology annotation, molecular function: zinc ion binding; protein binding; ubiquitin-protein transferase activity. Bases 1042 to 4221 code for a protein of 1059 amino acids. The transcript has 22 exons. Gene Ontology annotation, biological process: protein ubiquitination.
CACCUCCACCACGGCUCUGAAUCUGAUUGACAAUAAUGGCGACGCGAUCGUCUUGAGUUGCACCUCAAUGAAACAUCUCGCAAGAGCGCAUUUCACCAAUCCUUUGUCAUUACCUGGACUUAAAGAUCGCUUUUAAGGAUAUCUUGCAGAAAUGAUCUCCGGAUCCUUUUCGAUCAGGAAAUACUAAGUUCUGCCGCUGGUGUCAUUUUUGGGAAAGCACUAACAAAGGUCUCUUCAUCCGUGGCGAUGUGGUUGCUGUUUACAGCCCCGUGCGUGCAUUUGUUUCGGGCAUGAAGAAAUGCGAUUACUUCACCUACAGCCAUUCAUUUAGCAAUCCCGUUUCCAUUAAAAACCGGGAAGCCUUGGUGAUAGUGGAUUAGCUGCACUGGAAGCUCUUCUGCUGCCGUUUGCAGGUUUUCACGGACAGCGGCUCGCGCAGACCUUCGGGAUCGCGUCACGCGAAGUUGGACCAUCUGUUGAACGUUUGCGAACGCACGGCAAACUUCGCAAAACAAUUUAUUACAUUACACGAUAAAACAACGAUUGUUUUUUUUUCCUAAACCGAACGUUUUUGUUGCGUUUUUGCUAACGUCAAGUAACCGCUCACAACUUUAGGAAGGUUAGCUAUAGCUGGUUAGCCAGGACUAGCUAACUGGCCUUUGCUAAAAAAAACGGGCCGUUAGAGACUGAAAUUGACCGUUUUGCCAACAUUUUCCAAAACUAUGCUUCCUUUCAUUACCAAGUAAAUUUGCUUACUCUACCACGCAAACAACUCAAAGGUUACAUGUAUAUGUCGCCUAUGUAACUAAUAGUUCACUGUAUAAAUGUUUAGUCAGUUUAUCAAUAGACAUUAUUUUUUAUGAAUUAAGCAAACAAGGGCAUCCCUUUUCUUGUCCAUACCGCUAAAUUGUCCUCCCUCACUGGCCAUUGACCCAUAUGUAAUACGGGACGAAUUAGUUAAUUUAUAACCUCAUAUUUUUCUGUGCUGGCUUAACGGCUAGUCAUAUUUAAGUUACAUAUAAUCGCAACGUCUGCUCGUAAAUGACCACCGGUAGGAAUAACCGAGUCAUGAUGGAAGGAGUGGGUGCUCGAGUGAUCCGCGGUCCUGACUGGAAGUGGGGUAAACAGGACGGUGGAGAGGGGCACGUCGGCACCGUCAGGAGUUUUGAGAGUCCGGAGGAGGUGGUGGUGGUUUGGGACAACGGCACCGCCGCCAAUUACCGCUGCUCCGGAGCCUAUGAUGUGAGGAUAUUGGACAGUGCGCCCACAGGAAUCAAGCACGAUGGCACCAUGUGUGACACCUGUCGGCAGCAGCCCAUCAUCGGGAUCCGGUGGAAAUGCGCAGAGUGCACCAACUAUGACCUCUGCACCACCUGUUACCAUGGUGACAAACACCACCUGCGCCACAGGUUCUACCGCAUCACCACCCCGGGUAGUGAGAGAGUUCUUCUGGAAUCUCGUCGCAAGUCAAAGAAGAUCACAGCCCGGGGCAUCUUUGCAGGAGGACGGGUGGUGCGGGGAGUGGAUUGGCAGUGGGAGGAUCAGGAUGGCGGGAAUGGAAGAAGAGGGAAGGUGACAGAGAUCCAGGACUGGAGUGCUGCCAGCCCCCACAGCGCAGCCUACGUCCUCUGGGACAACGGGGCCAAGAACCUCUACCGAGUGGGAUUCGAGGGCAUGUCUGAUUUGAAAUGUGUGCAAGAUGCCAAAGGAGGCGCUUUUUACAGAGACCACUGUCCAGUGUUGGGUGAGCAGAAUGGAAACAGGAACCCCGGAGGGCUGCAGAUCGGAGACUUGGUCAACAUUGAUUUGGACCUGGAGAUCGUUCAGUCGCUGCAGCACGGUCACGGAGGCUGGACUGAUGGCAUGUUUGAGACCCUCACCACCACAGGCACUGUGUGCGGCAUCGAUGAAGACCAUGACAUAGUGGUGCAAUAUCCCAGUGGAAACCGGUGGACGUUUAACCCAGCGGUGCUCACCAAGGCAAACGUCGUACGCAGCGGAGAGGUGGCGGCUGGAGCGGAGGGAGGCAGCUCUCAGUUCCUGGUGGGAGACUUGGUCCAGAUCUGCUAUGACAUAGACCGCAUCAAACUACUCCAGAGAGGACAUGGAGAGUGGGCUGAAGCUAUGCUGCCAACUCUUGGAAAAGUGGGCAGAGUGCAGCAGAUUUACUCUGACAGCGACCUGAAAGUCGAGGUGUGCGGGACGUCCUGGACGUACAAUCCAGCUGCUGUCACUAAAGUGGCUCCUUCUGGAUCUGCUGUUACUAAUGCUUCUGGAGAGCGCCUGUCUCAGCUCCUCAAGAAACUUUUUGAGACUCAGGAGUCUGGAGACAUUAAUGAAGAGCUGGUGAAGGCCGCCGCCAAUGGAGACCUGGCCAAAGUAGAGGACAUCCUGAAGAGACCUGAUGUAGACGUGAACGGGCAGUGCGCAGGACACACCGCCAUGCAGGCAGCCAGCCAAAAUGGACACGUGGACGUCCUCAAACUGCUGCUGAAACAUAAUGUAGACCUGGAGGCUGAGGAUAAGGAUGGAGACCGAGCUGUCCAUCACGCGUCCUUCGGGGACGAGGGCUCCGUCAUUGAGGUUCUGCAGCGAGGCGGGGCCGACCUGAACGCCAGAAACAAACGCAGACAGACGCCCCUGCACAUCGCUGUCAACAAGGGCCACCUGCAGGUGGUGAAGACUUUGCUUGACUUCGGCUGCCACCCCAGUCUGCAGGACUCGGAGGGAGACACACCGUUGCAUGAUGCCAUCAGCAAGAAGAGGGAUGACAUGCUCUCUGUGCUCCUGGAAGCAGGUGCAGACGUCACGAUUACCAACAAUAACGGCUUCAACGCGCUUCACCACGCGGCUCUGCGAGGGAACCCCAGUGCUAUGCGGGUGCUGCUGUCCAAAUUGCCACGGCCAUGGAUAGUGGAUGAGAAAAAGGAUGAUGGUUACACUGCGCUUCACCUGGCCGCCCUCAACAACCACGUGGAGGUGGCAGAGCUUCUAGUCCACCAGGGAAAUGCUAAUUUGGACGUACAGAACGUUAACCAGCAGACGGCAUUGCACCUUGCGGUCGAGCGUCAGCACACCCAGAUAGUGCGACUCUUGGUGCGAGCCGAGGCGAAGUUAGACGUGCAAGACAAGGACGGAGACACGCCGCUGCACGAGGCCCUGCGUCACCACACUCUGUCCCAGCUGCGACAACUUCAGGACAUGCAGGACGUCAGCAAAGUGGAACCCUGGGAGCCUUCCAAAAACACAUUGAUCAUGGGACUGGGCACUCAGGGGGCUGAGAAGAAGAGCGCAGCUUCUAUCGCUUGUUUUUUGGCGGCCAACGGAGCUGACCUCACCAUCCGAAACAAGAAGGGCCAGUCUCCUCUGGACCUGUGCCCUGACCCCAGCCUCUGCAAGGCUCUAGCUAAAUGCCACAAAGAGAAGACCAGUGGGCAGGUUGGCUCCCGCAGCCCGUCUCUUAACAGUAAUAAUGAGACUCUCGAGGAAUGCAUGGUGUGCUCGGAUAUGAAAAGGGACACGCUUUUCGGCCCCUGCGGUCAUAUCGCCACAUGCUCUCUCUGCUCGCCUCGUGUCAAGAAGUGUCUCAUUUGCAAAGAACAGGUCCAGUCUAGAACCAAGAUUGAGGAGUGUGUGGUUUGCUCUGAUAAAAAGGCAGCCGUCCUCUUCCAGCCCUGCGGUCACAUGUGCGCUUGUGAGAACUGCGCCAGCCUGAUGAAAAAGUGUGUACAGUGUCGGGCCGUGGUGGAGCGCCGCACUCCCUUCGUUUCGUGCUGUGGAGGGAAAGGUAUGGAGGAUGCCACUGAUGAUGAGGACCUUACGUAUACCACAGGCCAGGCUGAAUUGGCCCCUGAGCCAACAGCAGGGGUACGUGCAAUACGUAACACUGUGGCUGGUUGCUUCUCAGCAGGGAGCUCUAACUCAUUGGCAGGGGGGUCGCAGGAUCUUCUCCAGCCCAACAAUCUGGCACUAAGUUGGUCCAGUGGAAAUAUCCCAGCCAUGCAGAGGGACAAAGACAACACUAAUGUCAAUGCAGAUGUGCAGAAGUUACAGCAGCAACUGCAGGAUAUCAAAGAGCAGACCAUGUGCCCCGUGUGUCUGGAUCGCCUAAAAAACAUGAUCUUCAUGUGCGGUCACGGCACUUGUCAGCUUUGCGGAGACCGAAUGAGCGAGUGCCCCAUCUGCCGCAAGGCCAUCGAACGUCGCAUCCUGCUUUACUAGAGCGCCAGGCCAGCGCAAACCUCCCUGUUUCUCAGCCACAAGUCUGUGCUGCUGCUCUCAUAAGCACCUUUCCUGUAUCCGCAAGGCUCUCCGUGUCUCACGCUAAGCUAAGAGACAUCAGUGUUACGCCAUCCAUCUUUUAUUU